Pantherophis guttatus is the source of this 660-nucleotide messenger RNA. The record is from RefSeq and is a predicted model, not a curated record. Lineage: Eukaryota; Metazoa; Chordata; Lepidosauria; Squamata; Colubridae.
AUGCCAGAGCCCUUCGCUUCAGUGCUGCUGGAGGACAGAGGGGAAUCCAUGGCAGAACCCAGAGCUGGGACCUCGUCGUAUCCUUCCAUGCCACCCAAAAAGAUUCCGGUGCCCAUGGGGCUGCUCUGCCUGGUGCUCCUGCUGACUGUUCCAGCCUCAGGAUCGAACUGCAACCUUCUGAAACUGCAACAGCGAAGACUGAACUGGCAAAGCGUGGAGCUGCUGAAAGGGAUGAAGGCGAGGCUUCCCGCACAGUGUCUGCGGAAGAUGCCAGCGUUCAGUUUCCCCAUUCAACUCCUCAGGAUACGACAGCCACAAGCUGCCACCAAAGCCGUCCUGGAGAUGCUUCAGAGAUUCCUGCAUCUCCUCAAGAAUGAUCAUCUUUGGGUCACCUGGGAGACCACCUUGCGAAAAAGGCUCCUCGAAAAGCUGCACGCGCAAACUCAGAGGGUCCAGAGGUGCCUCGAAGAAAGAAAACCGAAGCUGGGAAAAAGCCAGAAGGAAUGGAUGCACAAACUGCAACUGAUGAAGUAUUUCCGCAGCAUCAGGAAUUACCUUGAGGAGAAGGGACUUGACAGGUGCACCCAAGAGUUUGUAAGACAUGAGAUCCAGGUGGAUUUCAUGUAUCUGGACAGACUGACCGAGAGAAUGGAGAUCUGA